UAUAGUCAGGUUUGGCUGGAUAGGUAAUUGUGGGUCUUUUAGCAUUGGACUCUGCUGUAGGUACAAUGUGGUGGGCAACGCUGCUGGGUUUGAUGGUCGUGCAGGGCGUCCAAGGGGAGGGGCCCUUCGAUUACACGAUCCACCAGUUCGAGGGACACUGCGACCCCGAUGGGAAGUGCACCUACACGUUACAGAUUCCUGCUCACGAAGCUUUGGAGAACCCCGGCGUCGUGGACAACAGAACGGCGUCGGCCAUUGUGUCUCAUCUUGAACGCCACGACCAUCAGAUUCUUCAGCUGCUGUCGUAUUUCGGGGGUAAUGACACUGGCUCAGACAUGAACAUUAUAGACGAACUGGAGGGUUUAAAGAAAAACAACCAAAGACUGGAGAACCUGGUCCAGGUGUUGGUUGGUGAGACUGCCUCGCUGCAGACUGAGAACCGCAACCUACAGACAGACUUGGAGAAUUUGAACAACAGUCUGGCUGGCAAGAUCGUUAUUGGAGGAGACUACUGCGCUUCCGCCCCAUGCAAGAACAGCGCCAUCUGCCAGAACCUCAACGACCGCUACAUCUGCGUCUGCCGCACCGGCUACACUGGACACAACUGUGAAACAGACAUCGACGAGUGUGAUGCGACCCCCUGUGAACAUGGCAACUGUACCGACAUGGUCGGGGACUUCCACUGCACCUGUCAAAAUGGAUUCACUGGUCGCAACUGCAGCAUCAAUAUUAACGAAUGCGCGGGCAAUCCUUGCGGCGAUGGCGGCCACUGCACAGAUCUGAUAGCCCGCUAUGUGUGUAUCUGUGAACCAGGCUUCUCCGGCUCCAGCUGUGAAAUCAAUAUCAACGAGUGCCUCUCUGGACCUUGCGUUAACGGAGGUUUCUGUCUGGAUGACAUCAACGGCUACUACUGCGCAUGUCCACCGGGUUUCAGCGGAGUCAAUUGUGAAGAAGAUUUCGACGAGUGUCUUGCUGCCAACCCAUGCGUGUACGGCGUGUGUGUCAACACCCACGGCAGCUACAGCUGCAACUGCACCUACCCCGAGAUCACCGGCAACUACUGUGAGGAGACUCCAGAAAAUAACUGCUGGGACCUCCGCAAGUAUCAGAACAUCACCGCUGACGGCGUGUACUCGAUGAAGGCCCCCGGCGGUGGCGAGGUCCUCGGCAACUGCGACAUGACCACUGACAACGGCGGUUGGACCAACUUCCUCAGGCGUGUUAGUGACCACGUGGACUUCAACCGGACGUGGAACGAGUACAGGCUCGGGUUCGGUAUCCUAUCAUCUGAUUACUGGUGGGGCAACGAGCUUCUCGAGGCCUUCCUGCAGCAGGAGCAGAUGGAGAUGCGAGUGGACUUGUACGACUGGGACGGCAACAGCGCCUACGCGUCCUACAACGCCUUCUCUCUGUCCAACGAAACGAGCUCCUACACAAUCCAUCUCGGAAAUUACACUGGUGAUGCGGGUGACCCUUUCAACUUCCCAUCGACCAGAUUCGCCCAGAACAACAUCCCCUUCUCAACCUGGGACCGCGACAACGACAACCACAGCAAGAACUGCGGCCUCAUGUACGGCAGCGGCUUCUGGUACAACCAGUGCUGGGCUGCCAACCCUACCGGCAAAUACUACAACCAAGGAUUCUACACCGCCCCUAUCCAUAAUGGCGUGGAGUGGUGGCCAUGGAAACGAGACCGGUAUUCGCUCCGGAAAGUGGAGAUGAAGUUCCGCCCCAUCGAUGCCAAAAUUUAGACGCCUGUCUUAAAUACAUAUUUCACUGUAACCAUGGUAAUAAAGCGUUUGCAACGGGUAAUGCAUGACAUAUACACUC
This is a messenger RNA of Haliotis rufescens (red abalone), 1830 nucleotides long. Its product is annotated as cadherin-related tumor suppressor-like. NCBI's taxonomy places the organism in Eukaryota, Metazoa, Mollusca, Gastropoda, Lepetellida, Haliotidae. Bases 66 to 1751 code for a protein of 561 amino acids. Gene Ontology annotation, molecular function: calcium ion binding. The record is from RefSeq and is a predicted model, not a curated record. The transcript is spliced from 10 exons.